Alexandromys fortis (reed vole) is the source of this 2506-nucleotide messenger RNA. It is a transcript of the gene Plk3, whose product is annotated as polo like kinase 3. The transcript is spliced from 14 exons. Bases 109 to 2178 code for a protein of 689 amino acids. Gene Ontology annotation, molecular function: ATP binding; protein binding; protein serine/threonine kinase activity. NCBI's taxonomy places the organism in Eukaryota, Metazoa, Chordata, Mammalia, Rodentia, Cricetidae. Gene Ontology annotation, cellular component: nucleus; centrosome; kinetochore. The record is from RefSeq and is a predicted model, not a curated record. Gene Ontology annotation, biological process: protein phosphorylation; mitotic spindle organization; DNA damage response.
CUCCCUCGGGCGCGCUCGCAGCGUAGAGAAACCAGGCAGCGCCACGCGCAGCCGGGGCCGGGCGGAACGGAGAGCCAGCUCGGGCCGGCGCUGCGCCCCGCCGCCCGCAUGGAGCCCGCCGCCGGCUUCUUGUCCCCGCGCCCCUUCCCGCGCGCAGCCGCCCCGCCCGCGCCCCCCGCCGGCCCGGGGCCGCCUGCUAGUGCCUCGCCGCGGUCGGAGCCAGCCGGGCCCGCAGCGCCGGACCCGGGUCGCCUCAUCACCGACCCAUGCAGUGGCCGUACCUACAUCAAGGGCCGCUUGUUGGGCAAGGGGGGUUUCGCCCGCUGCUAUGAAGCCGCUGACACCGAAACCGGUGUAGCCUACGCGGUCAAAGUCAUCCCGCAGAGCCGCGUCUCCAAGCCGCAUCAGCGCGAAAAGAUCCUAAACGAGAUCGAGUUGCACCGAGACCUACAGCACCGCCAUAUCGUUCGCUUUUCGCACCAUUUCGAGGAUGCUGACAACAUAUACAUUUUCCUGGAGCUCUGUAGCCGAAAGUCCCUGGCCCACAUCUGGAAGGCCCGGCACACCCUUUUGGAACCAGAGGUUCGCUACUACCUGCGCCAGAUCCUUUCUGGCCUCAAGUAUUUGCACCAGAGGGGUAUCCUGCACAGAGACCUCAAGCUGGGAAAUUUUUUCAUCACUGAUAACAUGGAACUGAAGGUGGGGGAUUUUGGGCUGGCAGCUCGGUUAGAGCCCCCGGAGCAGAGGAAAAAGACCAUCUGUGGCACUCCCAACUACGUGGCCCCAGAAGUGUUGCUGAGACAAGGCCAUGGCCCCGAGGCAGAUGUGUGGUCACUUGGCUGUGUCAUGUACACACUCCUGUGUGGGAGCCCCCCGUUUGAGACAGCUGACCUGAAGGAAACCUACCGCUGCAUCAAGCAGGUUCACUACACGUUGCCUGCCAGCCUCUCACUACCUGCCCGUCAGCUCCUGGCUGCCAUUCUUCGGGCUUCACCCCGAGACCGCCCCUCUAUUGAACAGAUCCUACGCCAUGACUUCUUUACAAAGGGCUAUACCCCUGAUCGGCUUCCUGUCAGCAGCUGUGUGACAGUCCCAGAUCUGACCCCCCCCAACCCUGCGAGGAGUCUGUUUGCCAAAGUCACCAAGAGCCUGUUUGGCAGGAAAAAGAACAAGAACAAGAACCAUUCCGAGGAACGGGAUAAUGUCUCCUGUUUGGUGAGCGGCCUGAUGCGCACAUCCCUCGGUCACCCGGAUGUCAGGCCUGAGGCUCCAGCAGCUUCAGGCCCAGCCCCCGUCAGCUUGGUAGAGACAGCCGCUGAGGACAGCUCACCCCGUGGGACACUGGCAAGCAGUGGAGAUGGUGAGGAGCCAGAAGAUGAGAGGUGCUGGAGGUGGCUGGGGUGGAGACCAGGGGCCAAAAGGAAGUGGUUGGCCAAGGGACAUGACCUGGGCCCAGGGAGGCCAUUGCCUAAGUGUCAGUGCCCUGUUCCCUCAGGGUUUGAAGAAGGUUUGACUGUGGCCACAGUGGUAGAAUCUGCCCUCUGUGCCCUGAGAAACUGUGUGGCCUUCAUGCCCCCAGCGGAACAGAACCCAGCCCCGUUGGCACAGCCAGAACCUCUGGUGUGGGUCAGCAAGUGGGUUGACUACUCCAACAAGUUUGGCUUUGGGUAUCAGCUGUCCAGCCGCCGUGUAGCAGUGCUCUUCAACGAUGGCACACACAUGGCCCUGUCAGCCAAUAGGAAGAUCGUGCACUACAACCCCACCAGCGCGAAGCACUUCUCCUUCUCUGUGGGGUCUGUACCCCGUGCUCUGCAGCCUCAGCUGGGCAUCUUGCGGUAUUUCGCCUCCUACAUGGAACAGCACCUCAUGAAGGGCGGAGAUCUGCCCAGUGUGGAAGAGGUAGAGGUGCCUGCCCCACCCUUGCUGUUGCAGUGGGUCAAGACUGAUCAGGCCCUGCUCAUGCUGUUCAGCGAUGGCACUGUCCAGGUGAACUUCUAUGGGGACCACACAAAGCUGAUCCUCAGUGGCUGGGAACCUCUCCUUGUGACUUUUGUGGCCCGAAAUCGCAGUGCUUGUACUUACCUCGCCUCCCACCUCCGGCAGCUGGGCUGCUCCCCAGACCUGCGGCAGCGGCUGCGCUAUGCUCUGCGCUUGCUCAGGGACCGAAGUCCUGCUUAGGUUCCAACCUGCAGAGCAGGCUGUGAUCAGACCCCGGGCCUGUGUGCCUGAAAGACUCGGGCCCUUGCCUUUGUGGCCCUUCCUGUCCCUUUGGUGCCUCACUGGGGGCUCUGGGCCGAGUCCCCCAGGGAAUCAGGGACCAGCUUUACUACAGUUGGGGACGGCCUGUCCUCCUGUCUCUUACCCUUUCUCCCUGAGAUAAGCCUGAGCCUUAGCUCCCAGCUCGGGGGCAUUAUUUAUGGACCACUUUUAUUUAUUAGCACAUUUAUUUAUUGGGAUGUGAGCCCCAGGGGGGCCUCCUCCUGGGAUAAUAAACUGUUUUUCAGAA